AUGGAGCCUCGGGUUAGACCUGUUAAUUUAAAGAAGAAUGCCCCAUUAAACAUUGCUGCGAGAAGCGGCCAAGAAAUUCAUACUGAGAAGAAAUUUGCUGCUGGCUCCAAUAAACAGCACGAUAUUAAAAAUCUUAACAAACUUGAGGAGGAUACAGAAGAUUUUCACCAUGCUCAUGUGUCUUCCGAUGUAAGCCGACUAAUAGCUCAGGGUAGGCAGAAUGCUGGUCUUACCCAAAAAGAACUUGCAACGAAGAUAAACGAAAAACCUUCCAUUAUCGCAGAAUAUGAACAAGGGAAAGCAAUUCCUAAUCAAACGAUCCUCGGAAAGUUGGAGCGAGCCCUCAAUAUCAAACUCAGAGGAAAAGAAAAGGGUGCCCCUCUUGUCUCAAGACCAAAAAAAUAA
Molecule: messenger RNA, 405 nt
Organism: Rodentolepis nana
Lineage: Eukaryota; Metazoa; Platyhelminthes; Cestoda; Cyclophyllidea; Hymenolepididae
Source: the annotation of a GenBank genome assembly